Messenger RNA from Anastrepha obliqua, 6017 nucleotides. RefSeq names its product adenylyl cyclase 78C (gene Adcy8). NCBI's taxonomy places the organism in Eukaryota, Metazoa, Arthropoda, Insecta, Diptera, Tephritidae. Gene Ontology annotation, cellular component: plasma membrane. Gene Ontology annotation, biological process: intracellular signal transduction; cAMP biosynthetic process; adenylate cyclase-activating G protein-coupled receptor signaling pathway. Gene Ontology annotation, molecular function: adenylate cyclase activity. The transcript has 23 exons. Bases 158 to 5443 code for a protein of 1761 amino acids. The record is from RefSeq and is a predicted model, not a curated record.
UUAAAAUAUUUAUUUCGAUGUUGCGUUCUUGCCAUGCAUCGAAAUCGAAACGUGCUUACACAAAACACAACAAAGUAAAAUUUGAAUUAACCAGCAGCAGUAGCUAUAAACGUGCGACAAGUUCGACGUGAAUGCUGAAUUGUAUGCUUAAUCGAAAAUGAAUACGGACGAUGAAGAGCGUGUCUGUCUGCGUUCAGAGGAAGAACGCAAUAUGGACGACAAAUUGAUGAGCGACGAAGUGCAUUUACGUACACUAAGCCAAUCGCCAUUAGCGCUGCAACGCCAACAACAACGUAGAUUAAGCAGCUACAGCACGCAGAGUACAACAAAGCCCACAACUCCAAUUCAACGACGGCGCUGUUCCGGCGGAAAUGCCUUUACUAACAGCGACGAAUAUGAACAACCACGUCCGCCAUUGGCACAACAUGAGAUUCUCGAGCAAGAUGAUAGCAAAUACCCGCGCGUGAAUAUGGACAAACCCAUAGCCAUGUCGUUGACCCUCGAUGUCACCGAUAAUGGCGAUAGUGGCGUGGGUGGUGACGAGGAAGCCGACAUGGGCCUCAGUAAUCCGGCGGCACAAAUUGGGGAUAAUGAUGAAGCCGUCAUCGCUGCUGAGGUUAACGAUGAGGAUGUAGUCGACAAUAGUAUAUUGCGUGUGAAGCAACUGCCUGAUAUGUCGAAAAUUCCACGACUUCCUGGCGAUGGCGCCCAAAUGGACGAUCAGCAGUCAUCAAAUUCGCUGCAAAUCUCUGCAAUGGAUAACAAAAUAUCACCGAAUUUGGGUCGAAAUACAGCCGUUGCAGGACGUGGUGUAGGCGGUGGUAAAAAUAAGCCAAUACGUGUACAAUCCGUGCGCAUUGUUGAACAGAGAAUGAAGCUGGGGCCCAAACGACGCACCGAAAGCUGCAGCAUAUUCGCCAACACCAGCAAUUAUGAUUGUGAAGCAGAGGAGUGCAAACCGGUAUCUCAGCCAAGACCGCUCACCAAUCAAACGUAUUCGGCAUUCAAAAGUGCCAAUGUUGUCAAAGGCAUCUUGUGCCCUUCGCUAACGAACUCAUUUAAGCAGCAUUCAUUGGAGCGUUCUUAUCUGACUUAUACACAUCGUCAACGCCAAAAGUCAUUGAUCAUUGUAAAUCUGGUCGAUUUUAUGCUGAAAAUAACGCUAGCACUUAUUUUGUUCCUUAAAAGAAAUAAACUUGAGAAGAAUACGCUCAAUGAAAGCUACAACAACAUAACGAAUAAUGGAACAGAAGAAGUAAAAUUGACAACUUCAAUUAUCUGGUCUGUUUGUUGUAUUGUGGCUAACUUAGGCAUUUGUUGUUUGGGCUUUUGGAGAUGCUUUGCCAAUAACUAUUUGCAUUGGGCCGCCGUAUGUACGUGGGUUUUAAUGAAUAUACAAGGUUUCGUUGGACAAGGUAUAGGUUUCACGUAUCGCGAAUACUUGGUCUGGUACAUCCUGUUCGUAAUAUUUGUGCCGUAUGCAAUGCUGCCGUUGCCACUGAAAUGGUGCGUCGUCGGCGGUACCAUCACUGCUAGUUGUCAUCUGGCCGUAAUUACCAUAAUAAAAGUUAGGCGGAAAGAACAAUCUGACUGUAUAGCAUUUCAAAUGUUCGCAAACUUCAUUUUGUACACGGCAAUUAAUGUGGCUGGCAUGUACACCAAGUAUCUGACGGAUCGUGGGCAGCGCCUUGCUUUCAUCGAAACGCACAAAGCCAUGGAACAUAAAAAGGAGUCGGAGAAGGAAUUGCAACGUACCCAAAAGUUGUUGGAUUCAAUAUUGCCGAAUAUUGUGAACAAUCAAAUCCGCGCUGAAAUGUAUAAAGGCACCGAUCCCACUGUCGAAACACAAUUUAACAAACUCUAUGUGUAUCCGAUGGAUAAUGUCAGUAUACUUUUUGCCGAUAUCAAGGGUUUCACUGAGUUGGCAAGUAAAACAUCCGCCCAACAACUGGUCAAAAUUUUGAAUGAUCUAUUUGCUCGUUUCGAUCGCAUCGCCGAGGACAACCACUGUUUGCGUGUGAAACUUUUGGGCGAUUGCUAUUAUUGCGUGUCACAGUUUGAAAGCGACAAUUGGAAGACCCGACCGGAUCAUGCGGUAUGUAGUGUGGAGACUGGCUUGCACAUGAUAAAGGCCAUCAAGGAUGUACAGCUGCACACGCAUGUUGAUUUGAAUAUGCGAAUCGGCAUUCAUAGUGGUUCGGUGAUGUGUGGCGUUUUGGGCAAUAAAAAGUGGCAUUUUGAUGUUUGGUCCAACGAUGUUAUUAUUGCCAAUCACAUGGAAUCUGGCGGUAUUCCCGGACGUGUACACAUCUCAGAAGCCACACUUAAGUGCCUCAACGAGGCCUACGAAGUGGAGCCGGGCAACGGUGGUAGUCGAGACAAUCACUUAAAAAUGUUGAACAUCAAAACGUAUCUUAUAAAGCGCACCGAACCAUUAAGACCAAAACGUCGCUUUGGCACGCGCAGCAGUAAACAUUUGGCCAACACCAUUUGCAGUGCGCCCGGCUGCUCGGAUGUCAGCACUCCUGCUGCCGUCACAACACCCGCCAGCAUAGACUCCAAAUCCAUAUCUACCACAACUGGUGGCGAGGCGCAACAGCAACAGCAACAACAAACAAACUUAACACCCAAUCCACUUCCACCACUUGUUUCGCUGCAAAAGAAGAAUAUUUCGGUAAGCUCAUUGCCAAAUGUGAUGGAAGGUGUAGCGUUGGAUAAUGGCAGGCGUGUGGGUGAUGGCAUCAAUGGGACAGGCAAAAAUGGGGGUGGCGGCGGUUCAACUGGCUUGUCAACGGUGUCAUCACCUACAGCGAUGACUGAGCCCGCAGUGGUUCACCAGCAGCCGUUAAAAUUUAACGGUACCGCAACUAGUGUACAGAAUCUGACCAGCGCACUCGACCCAAAAGCAUUAAUUAUCGAAGAUGAACCAACCACUGAAUGGACACCGGAAAUUCCAUUUAAAAAUCUCAAUUCCCCACAAGACGGUCUCAACCGAAGUGACUCUGUUUUAUGUGAUACCAAACAUGAGAAUGGCCUUUCAAUGACAGUGUUGGAUGAAGAGAUUGACGAUUUUAUAGAACAAAAUAUACAAAUAAAUUCCAAUAAGGAAAUUCGCCGAGAGUACCUGAAUACAUGGACUUUGAAAUUUAAAGACUCCUGUCAAGAACAAAAGUUUUGUCAAUUGCGUGAAGAUAUGUUUAGAUCAAAUAUGCUGUGCAUUUUUAUUAUAUGGAUUUUUAUUGUGAUGUGCCAAGUCAUUAUCAUACCGCGUUGUACCAAAUUAAUUAUUUGUAUGGUGGUAGGUACAAUAUUUUUGACGUUUGCUUGCGUUCUUGUCAUGGCAGAGGAGUUUUCAAAUCUCCCAAUUUACCUGAAACAAAAUUCCGCCAAACUGGUGCAUCAACGUCGAAGACGAACAUUUUUCAUUUGCAUUGUCAUUGUAUUGAUGUCGGUUUUAAGUGCAAUUGGCUUAGUACUCUGCCCGGACUCGACGUAUGCUUUUGAUAACACAGACAACAAUAACAUUACUACGGCUAGUAACCAGUUACAUAGCAAUUACGGCAUUAACAAUUCAGUUACUGCUCUAAUGGCAAGUAAUAGUGAAAAGGAAAUCAAGUUGAAUGUCUACUUGUCGGCGACAAUACAUCACAAUAUAACGAUAAAUGCAGCAAAUGGCACAAUCGUCGAUGCAUUCAUCACUGACAAUCUAACAGCAGCACCAGCUGGCGAUCUCGUGCGCCAAAGUAUUGUUAAUGCGUUAAACUUAACACAAACGCCCAUAAAUCUUUUGAAUGCGACGUCGAACAAUACAAUCGAAUCCUUUGAACAAUCUCCACGCGCAAUUUUAUUAGCAGCCGCCGCUGCUGCUGCUGCUGCACCGGUCUUCAACGGCAACGAAAAUGAAUCGGAUUUGGCUUAUGUAAAUAACCUGGAACUUCUCAAUAGUCUUUCCAACGAACUCAAUGCCUCAGAGGAGUUGACCGAAAGUAGAAAUGAUUGCGCACAUCCUGAGUAUAUCAUUUUCACUUGGGUGUUGUGUCUUGUUUCGCUAGCGACGGCCUUGAAGCUCUACUAUCUCAUCAAAACAUUCAUGGCCAUGGCUAUGGUCGGCUGCUAUAUGAUCUUAAUUUUAACAAUAUUUCCGACGCUCUACGCAUCGUCAGCUGCGUACUUUGAUUAUCAACUUAUGGCGAUGCCUUUGGAUGUGCAGAUGAUUAUAUUGCUGUGCUCAUUUUUGAUAAUGGUCGGCUACCAUGCCCGUCUUGUUGAGGUCACUUCGCGUUUGGAUUUCAUUUGGAAGGAGCAAGCUGAGCGUGAAUUAAUGAAUAUGAAAUCGAAUCGGGCACUCAACGACACAUUAAUUAAGAACAUUUUGCCUCAUCAUGUAGCUGCUUAUUAUCUCUCCGACGAGCACACAGAUGAAUUAUAUUCGAAAAAUCAUUCUCUUUGUGGUGUUAUGUUUGCUUCCAUUCCUAAUUUUCAGGAUUUCUAUUCGGAGGACAUCGACAAUGGAAAAGCAUGCAUACGAAUUUUAAACGAGAUUAUAUGCGACUUUGACGAACUCUUGGAGGAACCACGUUUCGCCUCCAUCGAGAAAAUAAAAACGGUUGGCGCCACCUAUAUGGCCGCUUCCGGUCUAAAUUCAGCACAUUUGCUUGCAAGUGGAGAAACAGCGGAAGAUAGCGUUUGUGAUCUGGUUGAGUUCGCUUUUGCGAUGAAGCAAAAGUUGGAGGAAAUCAACAAGGAAGCAUUCAACAACUUUCAACUGCGCGUGGGCAUCUGCAGCGGACCAUUGGUGAGCGGUGUGAUUGGCGCGCGAAAGCCGGUCUAUGACAUCUGGGGCAAUACGGUGAACGUGGCCUCACGUAUGGACUCCACCGGCGAGAAUUGGCGCAUUCAAGUUUCCACCAAAACUUCGGAACUAUUAAAGGCCAAGGGAUACACGUGUGUGAAACGCGGCAAGAUAAAUGUGAAGGGCAAGGGGCUAAUGGUCACGUACUUUGUGCAUCCUAAAGGCGCCAGUGAAAGUCAAUUAUCUUCACCGGUACGGCUACCGGCGGGUAUGCCGCUAUCGCAGACACCGAAUUUACAACGCCAAACAUCGCAUCAUGGCUCUUUCAGCGCCGUAGUGUUUGGCAUGUUGCAGGCAUCGAAGCGUAGCACAACCAUUGCGGGCACACCGACUGGCACUCCCUCACCGCAAAUAAGACGUGGUCGAUGUGGUAGUACCUUCAGUUCGGUGCGCCUAUCGCAAAAGUCUACCACCACCAAUAACCCGGUGAGGCGGAAUACAACACGAGUGCGUGGUCGCUCAUAUCGACAAAAGAAGAGCUCGUCCAACAACUCGAUUGUAACACAGACCAGUAACUCGUAUAUAUCGUCAUUUCGAGGCAUCGAUCAAAUUGAGACGACACUGUCCAAAAGUCAUAACGAUGCUUUAUAGCCUAUGCGCAAUUGGGUGUAAAAUGCACCUCUGCAUGGCAACAUAACUUAUUUUAUUUAUUAUACUUACAAUUAGCUAAAAGUAGUUUAGAAUACAUAUUUACGUAUAUACGUGCAUAGAAUUGGUGCAACACUUUGUCGAAAGAAACAAUUUUAAAAACACUUCACAGUGAUCCCUUUGAUGUACUUGUAAACUGAUUUCAAUUAAGCAAAAAGUGCAUUUAUUUUUGGAGCGUUUUUUAAGUUAGAUAGAUUCAUAAAUAUGUAGGUAAAAUGUAUAAUAUAUAACAUAUGUAUGUGUAUGUACUUAAAUGUCUGCAAUUCAGUUACAUACGGCAAAAUGAAUGUGAGCAGAUUUAGCUUUAUUUUAAUUGUAUGUAUAAAGAAACUAAGAAGUGUAAGAUGAAUUUUAAAAUUUCCCUAGAAGUUAAGCAAUCAAAGGACAACACUAAGCAAGCAUAUUUCAAUGUAUGUGUGCACAUGUGAAUAUAAGUAUGAUACCAUUCUUUGAUAACAGAACCCUAUGGUAUAAUACAGGCGGAGGCCCCAAAAGGAGUUUUUCAAGGCCCUGUACU